Conger conger (European conger) is the source of this 4644-nucleotide messenger RNA. Its product is annotated as dipeptidyl aminopeptidase-like protein 6. Bases 354 to 2882 code for a protein of 842 amino acids. The transcript has 26 exons. Gene Ontology annotation, biological process: proteolysis. The record is from RefSeq and is a predicted model, not a curated record. Lineage: Eukaryota; Metazoa; Chordata; Actinopteri; Anguilliformes; Congridae. Gene Ontology annotation, molecular function: dipeptidyl-peptidase activity; serine-type peptidase activity.
GCAGGAUCUAUAUAGCCCCCAAAGGACCGAGGCGGAGAAACAACGUGCUCGGAAUGUAGAACAGACUUUAUCGACACCGCUUUGAGAGCUCUCUGCGUUAGUGCAACCUCCGACAAAUUGAGCCGACACCUCGCCGUUUGGGACGAAUAGAUAUUUAAAAUCUUUGAUCUGAUUAAACAAUCCACUUAACUGAGUUUCUGUGCCGGUUCCUUUUUGGCACCAUCUGCUAGUGAGUCUUAUGCCAGCCGUUUGCCAUUGACACAAACGCCAAAACAAUAAGCAGUAAAUACCAGACGAUUUAUGAACAACUUUAAUCUUCUGUUGUGACAUGCGGUAGACUUUUGGCUUUACAUAUGGCUUCGCUGUAUCAGAGAUUUACCGGGAAGAUUAACACCAAUACAUCUUUCCCAAACCCGCCGGAGGCCAGUCACCUUCUUGGUGGACAGAGUGCCGAAGAGGAAAAUGCUGGGAAGACCCCGCACCCUCUGCAAGACAAGAGACCCCGUUUCCAGCAACGAAACGGGAGAAGAUGUGAAGACGAGGACGAGCUGGUGGGCAGCAACCCUCCGCAGAGGAACUGGAAAGGAAUCGCAAUCGCCCUGCUUGUCAUUCUGGUCAUCUGUUCACUGAUCGUCACCUCUGUCAUCGUCCUGACUCCAGUGGAGGAUGACAGCCUGGCACUGAAGGGGAAAGUGACCGUAGAUAACCUUUUCAGCAAAGACUUCAAAGUCAACGACCCGGGCGCCAGAUGGAUCAGCAGCAAGGAGCUGCUCCUCCAGACACGUGAGGGGGAUGUGGUGCGCUUCAAUGUCAAGACCCAAGAGAAGGCCGUUUUGGUUGAAAGAAAAAAGUUUGAAAUGUACCAGGCCAGCAAGUAUGAAGUGUCCCCUGACAUGAGACAUGUGCUGCUGGCCUACAACGUUGCCCCAGUGUACCAGCACUCCUACAAUGCCCACUACAUCAUCUGCAGCCUGGAUACUCCGGAGACCUGGAACCUGAGCCCUCCGGAGGUGCGGAACGUGCCCCUGCAGUAUGCCGGCUGGGGGCCGCACGAGCAGCAGCUGAUCUUCAUAUUUGAGAAUAACAUCUACUACCGAGCCACUGUGGAAAGCCGGUCCAUACGCCUGGUGUCAUCAGGAAAGGAACGUGUCAUCUUUAAUGGCCUGAGUGACUGGCUGUAUGAGGAGGAGAUUUUCCAAACCCACAUUGCCCACUGGUGGUCUCCAGAUGGUGCCAGGUUGGCAUACACUACCAUUGAUGACACCCUGGUCCCCAAAAUGGAAAUCCCAAUCUUUACUGGCUCACCUUAUCCAAUCGGGCUAGAGUACCACUACCCAAAAGCAGGGGAGGAGAACCCCAUGAUCCAGCUGUUUGUGGUGAACCUGAACGGGCCCCUUCACACCAUGGAGAUGCGGCGGCCAGAGAACCAGCGGAUAGGAGAGUACUACAUAACGAUGGUAAAAUGGGCCACAAAUACGAAGCUGGCUGUAAACUGGCUAAACAGGGCGCAGAACAUCUCUCUACUAACCCUCUGUGAGGCCACCACUGGAGUCUGCACUAAGAAACAUGAAGAUGAGAGUGAAGGCUGGCUGCACAGACAGAACGAAGCACCAUUAUUCUCCAAAGAUGGGCACAAGUUCUUCUUCACCAGAGCCAUCCCACAGGGCGGGAGAGGGAAGUUCUUCCAUAUCUCUAUGCUGUCCUCACCGCCCAACGCAAGCAGCGACAGCCUCCAGUCCCUCACCUCUGGUGACUGGGACGUCACUGAGGUCCUGGCCUACGACGAGCGCAGCCAGCUGAUAUACUUCUUGAGCACAGAAGAUGACCCAAAACGAAGACAUCUCUACAGUGCGGACACCGUAGGACCCUUCAACAGGCGCUGCAUCUCCUGCGAUUUCAGCUGUGGUUACGUGAGUGGCUCCUUCAGCCAUGACAUGCAGUACUUCCUCCUCAACUGUAAAGGCCCUGGAGUGCCGACUGUGUCCGUGUACAGUACGAGAGACAAACAGAAGCUUGUGGAUCUGGAGACCAACGAGGAUGUAAACAGCACACUCGCCUCCGUGCAGAUGCCAAAAGUGGAAUAUAAACAGAUAUACAUAGAGGAUUACACUCUGACGAUGCAGAUUAUGAAACCUGCUGGAUUCCAGGACACAGCACAUUACCCCUUACUGCUGCUAGUGGACGGGACGCCGGGCGGUCAGAUGGUCAGCGAGAGGUUCGAGUUGGACUGGGCCACAGUUCUGGUCAGCAGCUUUGGCGUGAUCACCGUGCGGUUGGACGGUCGGGGGAGCGGCUUCCAGGGAACCAACUUCCUGCACCAAGUGAAGCGCAGACUGGGCGUGUUCGAGGAGAGAGACCAGAUGGAGGCGCUGAAUGUCAUCUCAAAGGAACCUUAUAUUGACAAAAUGCGCAUUGGAGCUUAUGGAAAGGUCUAUGGGGGAUAUUUGGCCAGCCGUCUCCUAAAUGUUGAGGGUUCUUUAUUAAAAUGUGGAGCAGCUCUUUCACCAAUCACAGACUUUGAAUUAUACGCUUCAGCAUUUUCCGAAAGGUACUUAGGAUCACCAAAGACAAACUUGAAUGCUUACCGGCUGGCGAAUUUAACACAUUAUGCUUCUCUACUGGAGGAUAAAAAGUACCUGAUCAUUCAUCCAACAGCUGAUGAGAAAGUUCAUUUUCAGCACACGGCAAGGUUUAUUAACCAGUUAAUCAAUGAAAAAGCAAAUUAUUCUCUCCAGAUAUACCCCGACGAGGGACACUUCCUCCACCGCGCCCCCACGAGGCAGCACCUGAGCCAGUCGCUGGUGAACUUUUUCGAGGAGUGCUUCAGACUGCCCGAGCGGGUGACAGAGGAGAGGGAACCAGAAGACGACAGCGAGGGCUAGCACGCCCCUCCGCCCGGCGUGAGCCGCGGGUUUGGGACACCAUAUGCAACUGACGGCUUUCUUCCCCCCCCCCCCCCACCUUCAGCACGUCCCCGGGCUGCGUGAGCAGUGCUCUCUCCUCCUCUUCCUCACCUCUAAUCCGCUCACCGGAAGCCCAUCCGCCACGACGUAGGCGCGUCGUGUAAUUCGGUCCAAACGGCAAGGACGUACAGAUGCCAUCUCGUUUGUUUGACUAAACCGAGUGUACAGGGGACCCCGAAGGACGCUGUGCUGGCUCCCCCCCCCCAUUGCUCCCUUCCUCUCAUCUCCGUUAGCUUCGCAGUCGAGUCAUCGAAAUUAAAGGUUUCAUAGCACAAACAUUUCUUACCGAUGCCCUGACUCUCUGCCGAGUUAUCUGGGCUGGAGUGAUUGUCAGUGUACCGUGGGCUGGAGUUACAGAGGUCGCCUUGUGUCGCGGGAAGCGUCUUUUCAAGAAGCGGCAUCCUCUUUUUCCCCUGGAAUUGUAUUUGUGUCCUUUGUUCUCGAGUAAAGCAGCACAUAGAAUAUUAUUGGUUACUGGGAAUGUCUACUGUUGGUUUUUUCAGUGUUUGACAUUAUCCUAAUCUUGGAAUCUGUGUAACAUAUUACAAUAGCUUUGAAUUGACAUCUGCUUAAAAUGGGCCCAUGUGAUUCUUCAGAGUAAGGGUGUAAAAAAUAAAAUUGUUUGUUUUGAAUUGGGACCAUGUAGACAGAUUAUUAUAAUGGUUUGUGAGUCUUCUAUCAUACUGUAUAUGUCGAGUACGCUGUCCUUGCAUACUUACUGAAAUACAAGUCUCAAAAAUUAUUAGUCACUGUGCCUUACUUUUGGAGUAAACGGUCCUUUCUGAGAACUGUCCUAGCAUGGACUCUCCUUGAAACACAAGGCUUAUUUUCAAUGACAAGACAAGACAGGAAGACAAAAUCAGAACAUGUUUUUUGUUUUUCCAGAUAAAGUAAUGAUCACAGAACACUUAAAGCUAACCACAGUCAUGGAAUAUUGCUUUUCCGCAUCAUGUUAAUAUUACACCAUGGCCAGGCCAUGAGCUGGUCUGCAGUGCCAUUGUGAAAAUAUGAGUUAUCACAUUUCCAAAUAUGUAUCAUAAACCUGUGCUUGUAUAUUAUUAAGACAUACUUCUGAAAAAGUAUGGUCAGUCUUUUUCCAUUUUGGAGUUUGGAGUUUCUGGAUUUCCUUACAUGUUUUGUGAUGGGGUUUUCCUUUGAAUAUUUUUGUAUCUAAUUUGGCAUGUUGGCAAAUUAGCAUUUUUCAGUAGUUCAGCCUAAGCAUUGUAUAUUUGACAGCUUGAAUGUUCCUUAGCAGAGCUACAUUUCAUUUUCCUGUCGUGAGUGAACUAUCUUUCUCCAUAUACCGUUGUAUCAGUGUUCUUUCACAUCAAUUUGGUCAUAUUAAUAUUACUAUUUCAGUGUUACUUGUACAUAAAACAUUUUGAAAGUUACAGUUUUCUGUUCUUGCAUUUUGUUCUUUGUUUAAAAUAAUGCCACAGUGCUGUGUAUGCAUACUCACAUAUAUAUGUACACACACAUAUACACACACACAGGGAAGCACACAUACACACACACAUAUACACACAGACCCUAGAGGUUGUAUUUUCCAUCAGUCUGAAAGGUGACUUCGUGACAAUACAUUUCACUUUGUCUAGCAACUUGUAGUAAAAAAAGCAAAAACAAAAAAAACAGACUGUGGCAUGAAACUAUGUGUUGUCCGAAUAAAGUUUUACCAUCAUGA